This is a messenger RNA of Lichtheimia ornata, 3135 nucleotides long. RefSeq lists its product as uncharacterized. The transcript has 6 exons. NCBI's taxonomy places the organism in Eukaryota, Fungi, Mucoromycota, Mucoromycetes, Mucorales, Lichtheimiaceae. Gene Ontology annotation, biological process: microtubule cytoskeleton organization; protein phosphorylation; intracellular signal transduction. Gene Ontology annotation, cellular component: cytoplasm. Bases 1 to 3135 code for a protein of 1044 amino acids. Gene Ontology annotation, molecular function: ATP binding; protein serine/threonine kinase activity; tau-protein kinase activity. The record is from RefSeq and is a predicted model, not a curated record.
AUGACCAUGCUUGUUCCUUCUUCCAACGCCACAGCAGUGGAAAGUCAACCACCACCACCUCCUACCACAACGGCGUCAACUGCUAUUCAUACUCCGAGCUUGUUUGCAACAACGGAUGAAAUGCCAUCAGCAGGUCCCCCACCUUCUCGGUCAUUUUCGGUCAUGGCACCGACAGAGUUACAGCGAUCUGUGCAACGACAAUAUGAUACAACGACAACUACGGAAGACUUGCCGUGGUGGCAACAUUACUACCAAAUGUAUCAUUAUCAUCCCCCACAAGGAAGAAAACCUACUCUCUUUGGUCCCUACUUGUUGUUGCACACUUUGGGCGAAGGCGAGUUUGGCAAAGUCAAAUUGGGCAUUCAUAUCGAUUCAAGUCAAGAGGUUGCUAUCAAGCUGAUCAAAAAGGACAAUAUUGAUUCUUCUACAAGGAUGAGCAAAGUUGAACGAGAGAUAUCUGUACUCAGGACGGUUUGCCACCCCUAUAUUGUUAAACUGUAUGACGUGAUCGAAACAGAAAAGUACAUUGGAAUCAUAUUGCAGUGUGCCUCAGGUGGCGAAUUGUUUGAAUACAUCCUUGCGCAUCGAUACCUCAAGGAACGUGAUGCUUGUCGACUUUUUGCUCAGCUGAUAAGUGGCGUUCACUAUAUGCAUCAAAAGCACAUUGUUCACAGAGACCUUAAACUGGAAAACCUAUUGCUUGAUCGUGAUCGCAAUGUGAUUAUUACCGACUUUGGAUUUGCAAACCAAUUUUCAUCAGCCAAAGAUGAUUUGAUGGCAACAUCGUGUGGAUCCCCUUGUUAUGCAGCACCAGAGCUUGUAGUGAGCGAAGGCAUGUAUGUUGGGUCAGCGGUUGACAUUUGGUCAUGUGGUGUAAUCCUCUAUGCCAUGUUGUGUGGGUACCUGCCAUUCGAUGAUGAUCCAGCCAAUCCAGAAGGCGACAAUAUCAAUUUGCUAUACAAGUACAUUCUCAACACACAGCUUGCCUUUCCAGACUAUGUGAGUGAUGGUGCUCGUGAUUUAUUGCAAAAGAUGCUGGUGCCAGAUCCAACAAAGCGAUGUACAAUGCAAACGAUCAUGGAGCAUCCUUGGCUACAGCCCCAUCGUGACCUAUUUAGAAAGACGAUCGAUGUAUUGGAACGAGAAGCAAUGGAAACGGCCGACUUGCCGAUGCCUGUCAAUAAGAAGAGCAAUGGCCAACAAAAACAUCAACAACGCAAUGAUCAACAAAGCACUGCUGAAAAAGAGCACAAUGUGCAACACACGAGACCUUUGAACGACGAUCAUUGCACAACCGACUUGAGCACCCCUGCAGCUAUCUCGGCACCUUCUUCCGACGAUGCCAUAGUGCCUUGCAACCUACCCAUGGAUGUUGAUUCCGAGCACCAAGUGCCCGACAUUUCCGAACCCUCAGCAUCGAAUGAACAACUUGAAUGCAAUGUCAAAGGAACAAUGACAGCUACUUCUGAUCUUGCUGUGCCUGAAAUAUCUUCAAUUGAAUUACCAGCAUCCAUGCAUACAAGCGCUUCUGAAUCGACUACCAUGGCAACCGACAAGCAUCAAAAGGAGGAUCCUAUUGAGGAACAACAACAACAACAGCCCAUUGUUCCCACCACAACCACAACAACAACGACACCAGGAGGUUCCAUUUUACAGGCAAAGUUUUUAUCCAGCAUUCAACGUCAAGGCAACGCACAACAACAACAGCAACAACAACAACCAUUACCAUCAUCCUCGCAUUAUCAUCAUUCAGCUGCAUUGAGUAAAAGUACACCACCACAACAGCCCAUUCCGUUUUCCAUCACAUCAACGAGCACUCGCCAUCGUUCACCUUCCACAGCAUUGCCAUUGCAUCCACCACCACAAAAAUCUCAUUACGAGCCUAGGCGUAAAGCACUUAGCUUGCUUGUCAAUUCCGUGGCAGAUCAUUUACAAGUGCAACCAUCGACUUCGGAUCGUCAUCAUCAUCACCAUCAUCAUCAUCAUGCUGGCAGAAAAGGAAUGGCCUUUUCACGUAAACAAGGCAAUCGUGAACGUGCUCAAAGUGUCUUGAGUCAAGGUCGUUAUAGUGGAUUUCGAGGUGUUGUUGGUAAAGGGUCUGAGAACAGCAACGAUGCAUUGCCUCGCAGUUCCAUGCACGUCAUGCCUUCCGUAUCUGAACGCGCUGGUGUCUUUAAUGACAAGGACAAGCACAAGAGUGCAGGAAAGAAGCUCAUGGAAUGGUUUAAAAAGAAGCCUCUUAGUACCAAGGAUCGAUCCUUCAAUCAUCUUGCCCACGGUGAUUUAUUGACUUCGGAUCGCCCGUUGAGUUCACUCCAUAGUCCCUUGCGAGCGAUGCCACUUGGCAAAUCAUAUGCUGUCGAUUUCAACGAUGCCAAAUUGCGUACGCAUCAUGGUGCUGUGGAUCAAGAAGCACUUACCUCUGGAUCCCCUAUGGAUGUGCUUGUGGAAGUGAAGCAAGUUUUAUUGUCCAUGGGCAUUGAAGUGAAAAAGGAUGGCGAUUACAAGCUCAAAUGUACACGACAACGACGUAAACGACCCAAUUCUAUUACAGCAGCAUCAUCUAAUAAUCCACAUUCCUGUAAUGAAUCAGCCACAUCAUCAUUAUCCAAUGCUCGUUCGGAUAAGAAACGACGUAUGAGUACAAGUGCUCCUUUCCGUAAAUUGCUUAGACGCAAUGGUGGUGAUGAUUCAUCCUCCUCUUCGGUGUUCCAACAAGGCGAGACCGUCUACGGUGACCCGGUUGUCGACCCCGGUGAAGAAGUGCGCUUUAGCGUGGAAUUGUGCAAGAUCAAAAACUUGCCGGGUCUUUACAUUGUUGACAUCCGACGUAUGCGAGGCAAUGUUUGGGCGUACAAGUUUUUGUAUCACACCUUGCUUGACACCCUCAACCUCAGUGGCAAAGGCGGCUAUAUCAAAUCACACAACACCACAAUGAAACAACAACAACCACCACAACAACAAGCUGUUCAUCCUCACCCUCCUCCUCCAGCAGCAUCCUCCAGCACAACUUCUACCUCCACCUCAUCUUCUCAACAUCGUAGUAGUAGUAUCCGAAAUAAUACCAAUCGCAAUAGCUGCUCAAGCAGCGGCGGUAGCAGCAGCAUGCUCGAAGAUGUCAAAGAAGAAGAGUAA